Molecule: messenger RNA, 369 nt
Organism: Penicillium paradoxum
Lineage: Eukaryota; Fungi; Ascomycota; Eurotiomycetes; Eurotiales; Aspergillaceae
Product: putative ssDNA binding protein Ssb3
Exons: 3
Coding region: 1-369 (122 amino acids)
Biological process (GO): mismatch repair; base-excision repair; double-strand break repair via homologous recombination
Cellular component (GO): nucleus; site of double-strand break; DNA replication factor A complex
Molecular function (GO): damaged DNA binding; single-stranded DNA binding
Source: RefSeq, a predicted model, not a curated record
AUGUCCCUCCAAACCCCCCGCAUCCUCCCUACUCACCUCCAAGCCUUCCACCCCAACAACACUGGCUCCCACACAUACACCGUCCGCCUACUCGGCACAGUUACCGCACUGCACGGUAGCACCGGAACACUCACAUGCGGCACAAGCGGCGAUGCUACACUGAUCUUGAAGUCUGAUGCGCGCUUGCAGGUUGGCAAGCUGGUCGAGGUUGUAGGGAAGGUGGCCGAUCUGGAGGGUGGACAGGGAUUGGGACUCCGUGUGCUGGGCUCGACAGAAUGGGGUGACCCAGCUGACUGCGACUUUAAGAUCUAUGAACAGGUCGUCAACGCCACGCAUCGCUUCACACCUAUCUUCUACAAUGUCGAGUAA